AUGCCUGACCUUAAUUCAGUCCCACCUUCUCCCCACGUCCUUGCGGCUUCUCGAAAUCCUUCUUCCAAUCAUAAUGGGCAAUCACAUACCUCGGUACCUCCAACUCCUAUGUCCCCUUCUCUAAACAUCUUACCUUCGAAUCAACAGACUGUCAACCGAACAUCCUCGAUUUCUCUUUCGUCACCACCACUUCCAGGAACUCAUACCAUGUCUGCUCCGCAUUCUGCUCCUGGACGGGACGACACUGGCGUCGGUGCUGGUCCAGGUCCUUUGCGACAUCCGCGACCCUUGACGGCUGCAGAGCUGCAUUCGCAGCUGGAACAGGAGCAAGAACUCUUGGUGAACCGCUUGAGCCGCGACUUGGUCAUGCUGCGAGCUGCACAGAACUCGUCUGUAGCCUCUAAUGCUUCGUCUACGAGCGCAUCGACCUCUGCCGAUCAGACCCACCCCUCCUCGUUCACCGAUACUCACCUCCUAUCCGGUCCGGGAUUCCCUCUCCCAACGACAAGCGCAGACCGUCGACAUCAUCGGACCAAUUCAAGUGCCAGUACACGCAGCCUGAACCAGUCUGCUACCAUCCAAGGCUCGAUGCCUGCUCCGAUACCAAUCCCGCAACCCCACUCCGGGAGUGCUGCUUCGGUCUUAGAAGCGGCACGAAAUCCUCGAGCGGCACCGGGAAUGAGUCGACAGAACAGCACCGCUUCUCAGAGAAGCCAAAGUCGAAACCAUUCACCCCACCCGUAUCAUGCUAGCACUAGUCUAGGUUCUUCAUACACUCAGUCACAUGGCGUCCCAUACGACUAUGGAUCCGGUUAUUUCCCUCGAGGUUACACGUCUUCUAACACGAGCGUGGCAGCUACUCCCGGCUCGGAGCUUUCGCCGGGACUCUUGCCGGCCACUCUGCGCUACGAGGAGACAGCUCACUAUCGACAAGAGUUAGAGUCGGCUAAACGUGAGAAUGAAAAUCUCAAGAGACGGAUUAAGGAGUUAGAACGGGCUCUGCGGGAUCGCCGACAGAGCGACUCCGGUCGCGCUAGCGGUGGAAGGGACCGAAGCGAGAGCGCCAGCACUACAGCCAGCGUCAGCGUCAGCGGCGCGACCGGAAUUGGAGGUGUCAUCGGGGGUGGCACUACUAUAGCCGGAGACCGGCGAGGAGAGCGUAGAGUUAUCGAGCGGGGCAUGAGUAAUUUGAGUAUUUCUGGGAGCAUCGGAGCUGGUGUCCCUGAAGACGAGGUUCUGGUAGGCGAGAGCGCUGCAAGCGGUGGUUUACCAGUGGCAGGAGAACAGACUCGGGACGCAAAGUAG
Molecule: messenger RNA, 1305 nt
Organism: Daldinia childiae
Lineage: Eukaryota; Fungi; Ascomycota; Sordariomycetes; Xylariales; Hypoxylaceae
Exons: 2
Coding region: 1-1305 (434 amino acids)
Source: RefSeq, a predicted model, not a curated record